Lindgomyces ingoldianus is the source of this 180-nucleotide messenger RNA. RefSeq lists its product as uncharacterized. The transcript has 3 exons. Lineage: Eukaryota; Fungi; Ascomycota; Dothideomycetes; Pleosporales; Lindgomycetaceae. The coding region runs from base 1 to 180 and encodes 59 amino acids. The record is from RefSeq and is a predicted model, not a curated record.
AUGGUAGCGGUAAGUAACUACUACCUAGUUCACCAAUAUUUGCUAAUAUCAGACGUAGCGCUGUGGGUUCGAGCCCCACCAGCGAUGUCUUUUGUUUUUGCAUCUCUUUUUGGGUCUAUGAAGACCAUUGGUUUAGGGACGCAGCGCGAAAACGGGGAACUGCAGGAGGAAGAAUGCUAA